AUGGGCGUCACUAACGAACCUCCCGAGAGCAUUCAAGGCGUCCGGAUCGACUAUGUUGAUGACGACUUAACAGAACGGCAGCGACUGAUCAAAAAUGUCCUCGGUUUCUGCAAAUCAGAUCCGAGUCUUGAUGGAAGGCGGUUCGAGCGUGCCUUGAAGUUGCUGGAGCAGGCGGUGAGUUGGUGUACGCUCAUGGCCAUGGACAUAAAGUACCUUAGGCGCCUCAAUGAGCGUCUUCACAAUCCUAGCACCAUGUGUGAUGCUUACAGUGAUUUAUUCAAUUGUCUGAAGGGCGUCGGAGAGUUAGUGUAUUGGUUUGCCAGAGACCCGACUGAGCCGUGGAAUCAAGGUCGCGUUGUUAUUCGCAACGAAGCUGAGAACAAGAAGGCCAUCAUGCGUGACCAAGGUCUCUGUGUGACAACGCACAGUCCGGCUGACGAGGCCUGUCAUAUUGUGCCACUUUGGACACUCAAAUGGCUCUACUCAAUGGACAGAUUUGUAUCUGCCUGGCGGAUCCUAUUUGAAUAUGGUACUACUUGCUAUAUUGAGGAUAGAUUUAUGUCUGAGGUUAGAGACCGGGAGAACAGAGUUGCGGAACAGAACAUCGUGGACAAGUGUUGUAACAUGAUAUGCCUCAGCGGGCAGAUGCGUCGGUGUUGGGAAAAGGGACUGUUUACCUUUGAGCCCGUGGGUUACUGCCGGCGAAGCAAGGGUGCUGGAGAGGUCUGUGAGCUUUCUCCAAUGCUCUCCUCAACCAGCAUCUCCGACUCAACUGCAACGACAGCGCAUGCCGAUAGCAUGCCACCGACUCAAGAGGCCACUGUCAAGGCCAGGACGCCAGACGCGAACGAUGAAGAGGCGUCAGAUCUUUUCAACGAGGGACGAAUACUACAGGAGAGUGAUGUGGAUCCUGGCAAAGAGUACGGAAUCGUCCUUCGUGUUCGAUGGCUUCUCAAAACGACGACCUUAUCAAGCUUGAUGGACUCGGCACCUCCCCUGGAUACUGAACCGCAAGACCUACAAGAAUCUUGGGAGGAGCUUUACGAAGAGUUGGAAGGCCUUUCAGUCCUUCCCAAGAAUGGCGAGCUAAUUCGGAUCUGGGCCCAAGACCCCCAAGAGCUUCCCAACUGGACAGCUCUGGAGCUGCGAUGGACCGCACUCCGAAUUCAUUGCCUUUCUGGGAGAGCCAACCCUGAGAAGUAUAACCCGGGUUUUAGUGACGUUGAUGAACAGUUCUGGAUAGACAUGGCGGAUUAUCUUUACGUCAAGGACAACAAAGUUGCUUUCGAGCAGCUUCAGGCUAGGAUGGAUGCCUAUGUAUAUCCAGAUUGA
This is a messenger RNA of Colletotrichum siamense, 1332 nucleotides long. RefSeq lists its product as uncharacterized. The record is from RefSeq and is a predicted model, not a curated record. The transcript is spliced from 3 exons. The coding region runs from base 1 to 1332 and encodes 443 amino acids. Lineage: Eukaryota; Fungi; Ascomycota; Sordariomycetes; Glomerellales; Glomerellaceae.